Salvia miltiorrhiza (redroot sage) is the source of this 1167-nucleotide messenger RNA. RefSeq lists its product as uncharacterized. The coding region runs from base 1 to 1167 and encodes 388 amino acids. The record is from RefSeq and is a predicted model, not a curated record. The transcript has 2 exons. NCBI's taxonomy places the organism in Eukaryota, Viridiplantae, Streptophyta, Magnoliopsida, Lamiales, Lamiaceae.
AUGGGAUCGGGAGAAAUUCUCUAUGAGUACUGGGGAAGAUUCAAACAGAUGUUGGCUAAAUGCCCACAACACCAAAUACCGGAUCAUGACCUUAUUCGGUAUUUCGUGGGAGGACUCCGAAGGCAAGAUAGACAAUGGUUACAUGCUGCAUGUGGAGGAUCGAUCCUAAAUAAAUCCGCAGCAGAGGCUUUCAAGCUCAUAGCCGACAUGGCCGAGGAAUCGAGAGAUGAGGAAGGGACUAUAGUCAGAACUACUCCGGUGCAGGCUCCUUCUGCCCAAGAUGACAAGUUGGACAAGCUGUGCAACAUGUUCGAGAAAUUCAUGACGAAUCAGGGAACACCUAAUCAAGGGAUUCCCAACAUUCGGAAGCCUUUGAAGCCAGGAGGAAAUAACGGUGGGCAACAUCAGAAACCCUUUGAGCCUUACAGGCAGCAGUAUAACAAUCAGGGAUGGAGACAACACGAGAACCUUAGGUAUGGCAACAAUAACUUUUUGGGGCCAAACCAAGGGCAGACGAGUAAUCCACCACAAUACUCGCAACAACCUCAACAGGCAAGAGAAUCCUCCCUGUCGGAGCUUGUGCAUCAAAUGGCCCAACAACAAGUGAAGUUCCAGCAAGCGACCGAAAAGUUCAUAAUGGAGACAAGAGGAGGAAUGCAGAAUGUGAAUUCCCAACUAUCACAUCUUGCCCAAGCAGUUGCCAGACUUGAGAGCAAACAAGGAGAACUUCCUUCCCAAGUAGAGGUGAAGAAGGUAAAUGCUAUGACACUUAGAGGAGGAAAGGAGUUACCCGAGGUUGUCAAAAAGAAAAGCCAAGAAGAGCCAGAGAUCAAUGAGGAAGUCGGAAUGGGAUCGGCAAAUGAGGAAGAACUUGCCCAAGAGAGAGAGGCCAAGCGAAAGGCGAUAGGAAAGGGGAAAGAGAAAUCAAGCCAGACUGAGCCCAUAAUCCCUUUCCCAGGCAGAAUGGCCAAGGAACAAGAGAAGGAAGAACUAACUGAACUGGUGAAAAUCUUCAAAAAGGAGGAGGUCAAUAUGCCUCUUUUGGUCGCGCUCCGCUCUAUGCCCAGAUGCGCGAAAUUUCUCAAGGAACUCUGCACUCGGAAGGUCAAAUACACUGAUGAUGCGAAAUUUCAAGUGGGCGAGUCCGUAUCCGCGGUCUUACAAUGA